Rhopalosiphum maidis (corn leaf aphid) is the source of this 1025-nucleotide messenger RNA. RefSeq names its product pre-mRNA-splicing factor SPF27 (gene BCAS2). The record is from RefSeq and is a predicted model, not a curated record. NCBI's taxonomy places the organism in Eukaryota, Metazoa, Arthropoda, Insecta, Hemiptera, Aphididae. Gene Ontology annotation, biological process: mRNA processing. The coding region runs from base 1 to 645 and encodes 214 amino acids. Gene Ontology annotation, cellular component: Prp19 complex; catalytic step 2 spliceosome; precatalytic spliceosome. The transcript has 5 exons.
AUGGCUGGUGAAGUUAUUGUUGAUGCUCUUCCUUAUAUUGAUCAAGGGUAUGAUGAACCAGGCAUCCGUGAAGCUGCGAUCAGCAUGGUGGAAGACGAAAAACGUCGUUACAGACCGUCGAAAAAUUAUCUCGAACAUUUACCGCCACUCAAUGUAUCAGCAUUUGAAACAGAAAUGAUGCGCACAGAGUUUGACAGACUUCAGCAGCGUUUGCCUAUGGAAACAAUGAGUAUGAAACGUUAUGAGCUACCUCCACCGCCAGCUGGAAAACUCACGGAUAUGUCUGCUUGGAAUGAAUGUUUAGAAAACUCAAUGGCUCAACUUGAACAUCAAGCUACAAGAAUUACAAACUUAGAACUGAUGAUGGAUUAUGGAACAGAAGCCUGGAAAUCUUAUUUGGAAAUCCUAGUGAAAUGUGUUGCUGCUGCACAGACACAAGUGACUAAAUUGAAAAAACAAAUUCAAGAAGUAAAUUUCCAACGAAAGAAUGUACAGAUGCAAGUUGGCGAAAAAUUAAGAGAUUUAGAAGCUAAUUGGGUGGGAUUGGUGAGCAAGAAUUAUGAAAUCGAAUUAGCAUGUGCUCAUUUGGAAAAACAAAUAAGAGCAUAUGAAUUAGCCAAAACAGAAAAAAUGGAUACAGAUUAAAAAUUUCAUCUUAACUUUUUUCGUAAUUAUGUAUAAAGUAUUUAAAAACAUUUAAGGUAUAAGAAUAAGUAAAAACAACAUUCUCAUGUAUUAUUUUUUCACAAUUUUAUAUUUCACGUAAAAAAAGUAUAAAAAAUGUGUAUUAUAAAAUAAAGCAUUUAGCCUACAUCAAACUUAUUAACUAUAUUGAAAAAACACAUAAAAAAAUUUGAGUAUCAAAUAUGUUUGAUAGUCAUACUAUCAUGAUAAAUUGCACUAGGUAUGUAUGGAAGCCAGUCAAAAAGCAGACAAUAAAAAUGCCAAUUAUGAAAACAUUGAAAAUAAUGAAAUAUUGACAAACUAAAAUAAAUAUUGAUAAAUUAAAAUGUAUUUAAACUAAU